CGACGCCCAGCUCAUUGCAAGCAGCGGCAUAACAAGGCACUGCUGAGGGGAAGGGCCCAGCUCCGCGCACGGUGCAGCACGCACAAGCCCCGCUGCAGGGCUCGCUCGCCAUGGGGUGGACUGGCCGCGUGCUGCCUGCAGGGCUGGCCUGGAUUGGACCCCAGGCUGUGUGCACGCACAAGGCCACUCCGGCAGGGCACCCCAUGCACUACGUGCAGAGUGAGCCCUGGAGUAGGGCUGCUAGGUGCUGCACGUGAGGCUGGACUGGCUACACGCAGCACGGGGCUGAUGGUGCACACCGUAUACGGCUCUGCCAGGCUGGCCUCGCACGCUGGCUCUGGCACGGCCCAAUCUGGAGCAGCCCCAGAGCCAGCGCACAGGACCAAGCCGGGACAGGCACCACCUGCAUCGCACCCUAGACCAGCCUCAGACUGCGGGCAACACCCCUGGUGCUGGGUCCAGCCUGUGCACCAGGCUGGCUUUGCAUGCCACACGAGUCAGUCCGAGACCCAGGGGCCAGAUCAUAGGGUUGUAUAGGCCAGAUCCGGCCUGCAGCCCAGACAUUCAGCACCCCUGCCUGAACCGUUCCUGGCCUGUUGGCCAGGGCGUGACAACCUAGGGUCCACUGAAGUGGGCAUCACGCAGGACACCGGCCUGGGCCUCCAGGGUAGGGGGGUGUGGCUGGAGAACAGAAAAUGUAAAGGCCACUCAGUGCUGUGCUCAUGUCUUUCAUCUGGUGCUUGGGAAUCCAAGGCUGGACUCCCCACCCCAAGGGGAAAGAGCUGCUGUGGCUUUUUGGGAAAAACACCAGAGACCCAAGCCCUCUGGGUUGGUGAACAAGCACCAGGUGGGAUUACCUGGAAGGUUAGAAUCCAAAUCAUCUGCUUUUCCAGUGGUCACAUGGUGUCGCUCUUUCUUCACCAUCGUACAAGUGGAAAUGCAUUCCCUUGGUCUGAGAGGAAAGAGCUCGUACCAAAGACGUGACUCUAGGUUACUUCACAGCUGGAAUUCUCAGAUGACCUGGAUCUUAUUCUCCAGUCCUCCACGAGCUCUCUCCAUGGCAGAGCUAUUAGAGACUGCUCAAGAGGUGUCCAAAAUGACCAUUGCACAUGAGAUUGUGCUGAAUCAUGACUUCAAGGUACAGCAAGUGAACUUUGCACCAGACAGCCUGGAAAGCAGAGUGAAGGAGACCUUGCACAAAGCCUUCUGGGACAGCCUGAAAGAACAGCUCUCCACUAGCCCACCAGACUACACACACGCCAUCCGGCUGCUGCAGGAAAUCAAAGAGACCCUACUGUCACUGCUGCUGCCACGGCAGACCCGCCUACAGAGCCAGAUUGAAGCUGCCCUGGACGUGGAGCUGAUCAGGCAGGAGGCCGAACAUGGGGCACUAGACAUUCCCAAUCUCACCAUGUACAUCCUCAGCACAAUGGCAAUGCUUUGCGCGCCCAUCAGAGACGAGGAAGUGCAGAGACUGCGGAGCCUGACAGACCCAGUUCAGCUGCUCAGGGAGAUUUUCAGGGUGCUUGACUUGAUGAAAAUGGAUAUGGUAAACUUCACUAUCCAGAGCCUCCGUCCCCACCUGCAGGACCGUUCCAUCGAGUACGAGCGGAAGAAAUUUCAGGAGCUCCUAGACAAGCUGCCUAGCAGCCUGGAUCACACGACAGAGUGGCUACGCAAAGCAGCAGCAGACACCUCUGCAUCUCCUUCGCUGUCCCCAUUCCAGCCUGAGUCCAACAUCCCACCUGCCUCAUCCCUACAGGGGGCAGUCCACAGGAGUUCAGACCUUCCAAGUCCCACAUCUGUGCUAAACCAAGGCUACAUGAGUCUGCUCCAUUGGGAGCUUGGACAAGAAAAAUAUCCCGAGACACUGUUGAUGGAUCAAGCUCGGCUGCAGGAAGUACGAUCACAGGUGAAUCGUCUUACCAUCAUAGCUGCGGUCCUGCUAGUGACCACUGGCAUGUGUGGAAGCGCCUUGUGCAGCUCACCUGGGUUUGUAGAUAGGCUGAAACGGGUAACAGAGGUCCUCCUGGAAGGGCUCCCUCAUACCAGGUUUGAGGAAGCUUUACUUGACAUCAGCCAUCAAGUAUGCCAAGAAGUUAGUCGGACUCUCUCUCAGCUGGGUUGUCCUCCUCUCAGCAGUGACAAAACUGCUUCCCUCAAAGGGCAGAUAAAGAGCAUCACAGACAAGGACAACGCCGUUCGAAGUGUCAUCGAGCAACGGAUCCAUUCGUUCCUCAGCCUCUGCCUGUCUCCUACUGAACAGAAAUCUCUCGAGAACUUUCCAAAAGGCCUCGCUCCUAUUCAGGAAGAACUGAGGGAAGUUGGCCGCAGGUUUGGCAGCGUGACUCAUCACAAUAGGCAGGUGUUUGGACCCUACUAUUCAGGAAUUUUAAAGAAAGUCCUCCUCCCAGAGGUGGAGCCAGAGGCUGGGAUCGAUUCUUUCUAA
Alligator sinensis (Chinese alligator) is the source of this 2449-nucleotide messenger RNA. RefSeq names its product t-complex 11 (gene TCP11). The record is from RefSeq and is a predicted model, not a curated record. Gene Ontology annotation, cellular component: acrosomal vesicle; sperm flagellum. Lineage: Eukaryota; Metazoa; Chordata; Crocodylia; Alligatoridae. Bases 938 to 2449 code for a protein of 503 amino acids. Gene Ontology annotation, biological process: regulation of sperm capacitation. The transcript is spliced from 9 exons.